CUGAACAAAAUGCUCCGGAUCUCUUCUAACCUGAGCUAGCUGGAAGCAGCCCUCAUACUGAAUUAACACAUGUAAGUUUCAAAAGGAAGGAAAAGGGUUUCAGAUGGGCCCAACCUAGGAAAGCUGGAUGUGGUCAGGGUGCCUGCAGAGUGCAGUUCCAACAGCCCAGUUGUGUUCAGGAACGUAUUUUCCCAAUCAAAAAUCAGCACUCUGGGACUCCUGCAUCAAAAAAGCAGGGACUGAUGGCCUGGCAGGGAACAGGAACAAGGACCUAUAGGCCUCAAGUAGGUGGUGAUUGUUUGAAAAUAGAGGUAUAAGAUACAUACAAUCUUAUAGGUAAUCAUUAAUGUAUACUAGAUGAUUUUUUACAUAGUGAUACACCGCUGUAACCCCACCCAGAUCAAGAUGUGGAAUAUUUCCAGCCACCCCAUAAAGUUCCCAUACCCAGAGUGAUUUAUAAUCAACAAAGAUAAAUCACUUGAAAUCAGAAAAGAAAACCAGAAAGCAAGUUAAGAAACUUUGAAAGCUGGGCACGUUAAGGCCCAGUUUGGGAGAGGGUAUUAAGUAAAAAUUAGACAAACCCUACUUUUAUCUUCUCUUAGUUGUGGAUGUAGAGUGCUGUGCAUUCAGUCAUUGCGUCCCUGGAUCCUCACAAUGACUCUGCAAUAUAGUAAAGAUUUAGUCUUCUUUUGCACGUGAGGAAAUAGAAACCUGUUCAGAAUUUCUGAGGUAAUCAUCCCCACCCCAAGCAGGAGAGGAAAAGAACUGCAUCUCUUGAAUUUGCGCAGCGGAUCCAGCCACGUGGCAGAAGGAACUCGGGUGGGGGAGGCCUGGAGUCAGGUUACCAAGCAGUGUCGCUCCAGCCCGCUCAUUGGCGGGCGUUCCAGGCCCCAGGUAUAAAGGCUCAGGCCGACUGUCCUUGUACUUUAGUACUGAACCCGGCCGCGCGCCCUUUGAAUUUCCCAGAGGCUGCAGGCAGAACGGUGCGAGACCCUUCGGACGCUGGACCUCAGGCAGAUCAGCUCCAGCAGAGAGUCGCCCAGAUCCAGCACCUGCCUCUUGAUGUCGUGCCUGGAGCGGCUCCGUUUGGGCCCCCAGCGUAUCCUGCGGGGCGGAAACUGGCGUCGCCAGGGUCGGGCCGGCGGAACCACUGCCAACACGCCUGCCAAGUGCGCAAACGUCCUCACCCCAGACAGCAUCCCUGAGUUCUGCAUACCCCCGAGACUCGCUCCCUGCCCCGCCCUGGCUGCAGUCCGAAACUCCUGGGUGAAAAUAGCAGGGACUGACGACGGCGCCGGGCACACGGACUGGGACCCGCGCUCGCAGGCCGCGCUCUCGCUGCCUCACCUGCCCCGCACGCGCUCUGCCUACGGCUUCUGCGCGUUGCUGGAGAGCCCGCACACCCGCCGCAAGGAGUCGCUCUUCCUUGGGGACCCGGGAGCCGGAGUGCUCCUGCUGCAGCCCGCCGCCCCUCCCGCGCCCCGCCCCCGGGCCCACACCUACCACUGCAGCGGGGGAGGAGACGCCCCCCUCCUGCCCUAUGGUCGAGCCCCAGACACCACCCCUGCGGCUCCCGGCUGUCCCCGCCCGUCCCACAGUACGCGUGCUCGACGUCCACUUGGCCACCGCCUCCUGCGCGCCUCCGAAAGACUGCUCAACAGCGCGCUGAAGACCUCGAGGGGUCACGACCUGGCCUGCGCCCGCUCUUUGUCCAGGGGGGAUGAGGCUGAGAAUAAGAAGCGCGGCGCCGACUCGGGGUCGCCGGCCUGGACCCUCUCCGCCGCCCCUCCAUUGUCUCCCAGCCCGCGGCCGGAGCGCCUAGAAGCCGAGGGCACCGUGGCUCUGGGUCGCGCCGGCGGCGCUCUGAGCCUGGCUGCCGAGUACAGUCCGGCCAGCGGGCGCCUCCGCCUCCGCCUGCUCCGUCCAGUGGGCCCGGCAGGAGGAGCCGCCGAGCCCCGCGCCGCCGGCUGCCGCGUCAGCCUGGUCCUGCAGCCACCCGGCAGGACUCGCCAGCAGCGCAACUCCGUGAGGCGCGGAAGCCGAAAGGCCGUCUUCGGCUAGGACUUCUGCUUCAAGGGACUCUCUGAGAAGAAGGGCAGUGGCCAGGGCGAGUUGCUGCUGGGCUCCCUCCUGCUGCCCUGA
This is a messenger RNA of Phyllostomus discolor (pale spear-nosed bat), 2142 nucleotides long. RefSeq names its product C2 calcium dependent domain containing 4A (gene C2CD4A). The transcript has 2 exons. Lineage: Eukaryota; Metazoa; Chordata; Mammalia; Chiroptera; Phyllostomidae. The record is from RefSeq and is a predicted model, not a curated record.